AUGAUAGGUGUUGAUCUUGUGAUCAUCUUAGUCUAUGUGGAUAAUUUGUUGGUAACUGGCAGCAAUUUACUUCUCAUCCAGCAGGUCAGAAAGGAUUUGCAGGAGAAGUUCAAAAUGAAGGAUCUAGGGGAGCUGAAGUAUUUCCUUGGUAUUGAAUCCUCAAGAUUUCAGGAAGUAAAAGACAAUGACUCUGAUGAUGUGCAAAUUGAAGAGAAGGGAAAUUGUCAAAGGUUAGUUGGGAGGCUCAUGCAUCUAACGAUGACAAGGCCAUAUAUAGCCUUUGUAGUUCAUGUACUCAGUCAGUAUAUGCAUGUACCUAAAGCUUCUCAUAUGGAGUCUGCUAGAAGAGUAGUGAAAUACAUCAAGUCUACACCUGGACUUGGUCUGUUUAUGCCAACUGGAAGUUGCAAUCAACUAAUAGCCUCUUGUGAUUCUGAUUGGGGAGCAUAUGUGGAGGUCAGUCACUGGAUAUGUAGUUAA
Nicotiana tabacum (common tobacco) is the source of this 480-nucleotide messenger RNA. The record is from RefSeq and is a predicted model, not a curated record. NCBI's taxonomy places the organism in Eukaryota, Viridiplantae, Streptophyta, Magnoliopsida, Solanales, Solanaceae.